This is a messenger RNA of Cheilinus undulatus (humphead wrasse), 1773 nucleotides long. It is a transcript of the gene utp3, whose product is annotated as UTP3 small subunit processome component. The coding region runs from base 137 to 1639 and encodes 500 amino acids. Gene Ontology annotation, biological process: maturation of SSU-rRNA from tricistronic rRNA transcript (SSU-rRNA, 5.8S rRNA, LSU-rRNA). Lineage: Eukaryota; Metazoa; Chordata; Actinopteri; Labriformes; Labridae. The transcript has 15 exons. Gene Ontology annotation, cellular component: nucleolus; small-subunit processome. The record is from RefSeq and is a predicted model, not a curated record.
AUCACGGAAGCACAUGGUGGUGAUUGUGUCCAUACUGCUGGAUGUGUACAUUGUAACUCUCACAUUUUUAAACGGACGUUUAAUUUAAUUACUAGCGCGUUUUGGUUAUCUACACGAAGGAUUCAUUCAUAUCAUCAUGGUCCGAGCAAAACGAGCUACGAAGAUGAAAAGGCCAAAAAAGACGGAGCAAUAUGAUGAAGAUGAUCCUGAAGCCUACACGAACAUGCCUUUACCUGAUAAGAAAUCUUCCAAGUACGCUAAGGACAAAAUUGACGAGUUUCACGAUGAGAAAAUCAGAAAACUCCUUGCCAGUGGUGUUCAGAUGGAGAGCGAUGUGGAAGAACUGGAUGAUGAGGAGGAAGUGAUGGCUUUGGAUGAUUCAGAGUCAGAGGAGGAAGAAGAAGAAGAGGAGGAUGAGGGAACAGACAUGGAGAGCGAUCUAGAGGGAAAAAAAGAAGAAGGUUCAUAUAAAAUUACUAGAUAUUUCUAUGAUUUUGGUUCACUUUUGUACAACCUUAAAGUAACUCUAAAGUUGCUGCCUUCCUCAGAUCUUCCAAAUGAAAUGGCCUGGGGCACCAAGAAGAAGAUGUUCUACGACACAGACUAUGUGGCCACCAAGGGGAAAUCACAGGAAGAGGUGGAAGCUGAAGAACAAGAGGAAGAAGAAGAAGCCAAAAAAAUCCAAAACCGCUUGGCUGAAAAUCUGAGUGAGGAGGAUUAUGAUUUAAAUCUUUUUCAGGAGUUUGCUGUAAAGGAAAAAGAUGAAGAAAAGGCUGUAGAAAAGGAAGAGAGGAUUGUGAAAGACCUGAAGCAGAUGUCUCAGAAGGAAAAGAUGAAACUUCUGAAGAAAGAGUCACCAGAGCUGCUUGAACUCAUUGAGGACUUCAAAGCAAAGCUCACUGAACUGAAGGAGGAGCUGCAGCCCCUCGUUAAGAUGGUUGAGGACGGAAAGAUCCCACCAGGCAAGGGCGCUGACUAUCUCAAGACAAAACAACAACUUUAUCUCAAUUACUGCACAAAUAUCAGUUUCUACCUGGUACUGAAAGCCAAACGCAUCCCUGCUCAUAACCAUCCUGUGAUUGAAAGGCUGCUCACCUACAGAAAUCUCAUCAAUGAACUGGGCUCAGUAGAUGCUCGGCUUGCACCGCAGUAUCGCCAGCUACUGGCAGGCGAAGAGAGGGAAGAGGCCCCGAGCAGACCAGCAGAAAGCAAGAAGACGAAGAUCUCCAAUAAGAACAAAAAGGAUUCUGGAGAAGCUCAUCCUGAGGCGGAGGAGGACUCAGACUCUGACCUGGAUGAGGAAGCCGCUCUGCGCUUCUAUCGAGACAUUGAGCAGCGAAUGAAAAAGAAGAGGAAGAGUGAUGUGCCAGAAGCUGAAGAGAUGGAGGAGGAUGAGGAGGAAGAGCUGGAUCCAGAUGCUAAGAGAGGAAUCACUUACCAGAUGGCAAAGAACAAGGGGCUCACACCAAAGAGGAAGAAGAUCGACCGCAAUCCCCGAGUCAAACACAGAGAGAAGUUCAGACGAGCCAAAAUCCGCAGAAAGGGCCAGGUCCGCGAGGUUCGUAAGGAGGAGACAAGAUACAGUGGAGAGCUGUCUGGUAUUCGUGCUGGUGUCAAGAAGAGUGUCAAGUUUAAGUAACUGGGUGGGAAUCCAAAAUGUGCUGCUAAAUGUAGUUAUGAGAGUGAAAAAACAACAUUUGACUGUAUUUGUAAAUGUUUAUUAUUACUGGUGAUCACUGUAGUACAGCAUAUUAAAGGCUUUUUCAUCUGCCA